CCCAUUCUCAUGCCUCCUGCAGGAGAAUCGUGGUCGUCCGCCUUCAGGGUGAUCCACCCCCGGUCGGACGGCGGGGCCAAACCUGUCGCGAACACGUCUCCGGCCGCUGGCGGACUCAUCGAAGCCUCAGCCGCGAGUCAAGCCACGCCCUCACACGUCGGGGUCCAGAGUCUGCUGGCGGACGGCCUGCACGUGAACUCGGCUUUCUCUCGGGUCCUGCAGCCUGCUCCUCAGCCCGUCCCGCAUUCCCAGCCUUCUAAUCCACCUCUUUCUCGACUCCAGCCUUUGCGAGGGCCUCUUCCUCCUCCUCCGGCCGCCAAGACGAACAAGAGGCCCAGAUGUGUUGAUAAGAAGAAUGAGUGCCAAGAGGACGUCAGCGGGGUAGUGUCCACGACCUCAGGCAGAGGAGGACCUGCACCCGAAGUAGGCAUCGACGGAGUGGGCGGCGAGAAGGCCCCCAAGCGCGCCCGCCGUCGCCUGGAGGACCACGCCGCCCGGAUGCAGCAGCACUUCCUCUCCCUCGUCGACGCCAUUAGCAGCCACUCCCUCGAACCUCCGGAGACGAAGGGCGCCGGCAGAGGUUCUUCGUCGAAGGCCCGUUUUAAGGAGGAGGUUGUCGGCGGGAGCAGUUCGACCCAGAAGGCUGUUAGGAAACCGAGGUUGAGAGCAAGUCAACUCAGAAAGCGAGAUUGAGAGCAAGCCAUUAAAAAAAAUAGGUUGAAAGCAAGCCAACUCAGAAAGCGAGACUGAGAGCAAGCCGGUAAAGAAACUGAGGUUGAAAGCAAGCCAAUAAAGAAACAGGUUGAGAGCAGGCCAACUCAGAAAGCGGGAUUGAGAGCUAAUAUAGAAGAGGUGAUUAAUGAGAUUGAGAGAACGAGACUGAGGCCAAGCUAGCUGAGAUAAGAAUAUUUUAUUUCGAAAAAAAAGAAAUACACUCAUCGGAGAGAGAAAAAAAGUUUCUUUUGGACAUUGUGAUGAAAUGUUAUGAAGCUCAGUUCUGCAUAACUAUGUUAUCUGUUUUCCCCAGACUUUUUUUUUGGAUUUGUCUGGUACUUGUUAUGCUUUAAUAUUUUUUUAC
This is a messenger RNA of Penaeus indicus, 1078 nucleotides long. RefSeq lists its product as uncharacterized. The coding region runs from base 10 to 693 and encodes 227 amino acids. NCBI's taxonomy places the organism in Eukaryota, Metazoa, Arthropoda, Malacostraca, Decapoda, Penaeidae. The record is from RefSeq and is a predicted model, not a curated record. The transcript has 2 exons.